Molecule: messenger RNA, 887 nt
Organism: Pterocles gutturalis (yellow-throated sandgrouse)
Lineage: Eukaryota; Metazoa; Chordata; Aves; Pterocliformes; Pteroclidae
Product: receptor-type tyrosine-protein phosphatase U-like
Molecular function (GO): protein binding
Source: RefSeq, a predicted model, not a curated record
AUGGGGCAGAGGCAGAGCGGUGAGAUGGUCCCUGCUGCCUCCGUGAAGCACAUCAGCCACCGGCGCUUCCUGGCCACCUUCCAGCUGGAUGCGGUGUCCAAGGAGGAGCAGGACCUGUACCGCUGCGUCACCCAGUCCGCCCGCGGCUCCGGCGUCUCCAACUUUGCCGAGCUCAUCGUGACAGAGCCCCCCACACCCAUUGCACCCCCCCAGCUGCUCCGGGCUGGUUCCACCUACAUCAUCCAGCUCAACACCAACUCCAUCAUCGGCGACGGCCCCAUCGUGCGUAAGGAGAUCGAGUACCGCAUGACCUCGGGGCCCUGGUCGGAGGUCCACGCUGUCAACAUGCAGACCUACAAGCUCUGGCACUUGGAUCCGGACACCGAGUACGAGAUCAGCGUCCUGCUCACCCGCCCCGGUGAGGGGGGCACUGGCAAACCGGGGCCCCCCCUCAUCAGCCGCACCAAGUGUGCAGAACCCAUGCGGGCCCCCAAAGGUCUGGCUUUCUCCGAAAUCCAGUCCAGGCAGCUGACAUUGCAGUGGGAGCCACUGGGCUACAACCUGACCCGUUGUCACACCUACACCGUCUCGCUCUGCUACCGCUACUCCGUGGGCACCGGCCACAACCAAACCUUCCGGGAAUGCGUGAAGAUGGAGCGUAACGCCAACCGCUACACCAUCAAAAACCUCCUGCCCUACAAGAACAUCCACGUCAAGCUCAUCCUUUCCAACCCCGAGGGUCGCAAGGAGGGCAAGGAGGUGGUGUUCCAGACGGAUGAGGAUGUGCCUGGUGGCAUCGCCUCCGAAUCCCUCACCUUCACCCCGCUGGAGGACAUGAUCUUUCUGAAAUGGGAGGAACCGGUGGAGCCCAAUGGCCUCAUCACCCA